GAUCUGGACGCCGUCAUAGAAGAAGCUGGAGAGAGGUGGAAGGUAUGCCGGCGCCCGAGGUCCCUUCAUUUAGCCUCAAAUCUUUACAUUUUCAUGCUGUAAUUUUGAUCUUAUUCGUUAUUCGAACAUCUGUAGAGCAGUUUUAACCAACACAAUGGCGCUGUCGGCGACGCAGCGGUAACGGCAUGUCAUAUAUGCGCGUGCACGCGCCGCGUUCAUUUGUCUCUCGGCCGGUGUCGGCCCGUUUCGAUACGUGAACGGUGGUCACUCGCACUUCUUCCGCAUGCGUUGACGCACUUUCUACUACCCGUGCGAAUAAUCGCUUUGGUAGACGUGAAUGCGUUGCACUACACUGCCGUUCAUCUCUAGCUGUCGUUCUGUUUUACGAGUAACUGGUCUUACUUUGCAGACGCUAUAACCGAGCAGCAAGAGUCGGUAUACGAGGCCAUGACAAGCGACUUCAAGGAGCGCGGAAAAGGAGCUUUACAUAACAAGUUCACUUCAGAUGGCCGCAGCAUCGCCAAUGUCUUGCAAGAGGAAAGCGAAAAAAUUCAACCGCUCCUACACAUAAGUGGUAUUCAUCGAUAUGUUGACGAUAUUGGCACGGUCGACGACAUUAAAAGAUGGCCAUUCUACAUCUUGUCCUUCAAUAUACUCUGUGAGGCAAAUGGGAUCUACUACCCGCUAGAAAUUGGACUCGUAGAGUACUCAAUUGAGGAAGGUCUCAUACGAGCCUUCCACAAAUUCGUCGACCCAGGUCUAAUACCUCUUGGCUUUGCAAGUGCUGCAAAAAACCACAGCGAAGCCACGCAUGGUGUCCCCAUCACGGGCUUUGAAGAAGGCACAACCGACUACAGGAGCGUUGUCCGUGACCUGAUGGCAUACCUUUGGCUCCCGAUUGAUGAUGCGAACCUUCCACCGCUCUUCUGCAUGCAAGACCAAAUACCACAGGCCAUUGGCUGCCUGCGGUGGCUCGGAAGAACUUGGGAGGAGACCUUGCUCCUGCUCCGGCUGAGGAUGGCUGCUGCUGGACAGCAGCAGGCGCACCGGCUCGGACUCGCAGCCUCGCCUGCCUGA
This is a messenger RNA of Dermacentor silvarum, 1077 nucleotides long. RefSeq names its product protein maelstrom homolog. The coding region runs from base 448 to 1077 and encodes 209 amino acids. Gene Ontology annotation, biological process: regulation of miRNA-mediated gene silencing; negative regulation of DNA-templated transcription; male meiotic nuclear division. The record is from RefSeq and is a predicted model, not a curated record. NCBI's taxonomy places the organism in Eukaryota, Metazoa, Arthropoda, Arachnida, Ixodida, Ixodidae. Gene Ontology annotation, cellular component: P granule; nucleus. Gene Ontology annotation, molecular function: sequence-specific DNA binding. The transcript has 6 exons.